Messenger RNA from Arachis ipaensis, 2066 nucleotides. Its product is annotated as NAD(P)-binding Rossmann-fold superfamily protein. The record is from RefSeq and is a predicted model, not a curated record. Lineage: Eukaryota; Viridiplantae; Streptophyta; Magnoliopsida; Fabales; Fabaceae.
GUUUGUUGGAUUUGUGGCUUAUAUUUCAUCCUUGAUCCUUGCAUGCAAAUAUCGAAGCACUGUUGCCUUCACUAAAACUGAACUAUACAGCUUCUUUGGAAAAUGGAAUGGUGCUCCAUCACUCUCUCCUCCCCUUCUUCCACUUCUCUUCUCAAUUUCCAGGGCCCUGAAUUGCGUACUGGAAAGCUUUGCAAUAAGUCCUUACACCAUUUUGGGGCAUCAUCUGCACUGCCCAAUCACCUUCUUCGGAUUGGUGAGCGAAGAUUAUCUUCCAGACCAUAUAGAGCAACCAUAUCAGCUGAAGCUGGAAGACAAGGUUGGGAUUUUGGAAGAUUUAUAAAAACACUAUACUUCUUUAAUGGACCCCCAUCUCCUGCUAAGUUCUUUGACUUUCUAGUUGAGAAACUGUCCGGUCCAUCCCCAAGUGAAUCAGUUAGUUUAAUGGGAACUUCUGAUAUUGUUCUGGUCGCUGGAGCUACUGGUGGUGUUGGUCGAAGAGUGGUUGACAUAUUGAGGAAGAAGGGAAUUCCAGUUCGAAUAUUGGUCAGAAACGAAGAGAAAGCACGAAGGAUGUUAGGCUCAGAUAUUGACUUGGUUGUUGGAGACAUUACAAAAGAUAGCACUUUGAAACCUGAAUACUUUAAAGGAGUGAAGAAAGUGAUCAAUGCUGCCUCUGUCAUUGUUGGCCCUAAGGAAGGAGACACUCCAGACAGAGCAAAAUAUAGCCAAGGAAUUAAAUUCUUUGAGCCAGAGAUAAAAGGUGAUUCACCAGAAAUGGUGGAGUACAUUGGGAUGAGAAAUUUGAUCAAGUCUGUGAAGAACAAUCUUGGACUUCGAAGGGGAAAACUCUUAUUCGGAUUUGAAGGUGAUAAUUAUAGGCAGCUUUCUUGGGGUGCUUUGGAUGAUGUUGUAAUGGGUGGAGUUAGUGAAAGUACUUUUCAAAUUGACCCAACUGGUGGUGAAAGUGGUGGACCAACUGGUAUUUUUAAAGGUGUUGUUUCGACAGCAAACAAUGGUGGCUUUACAAGUAUCAGAACAAAGAAUUUCUCAGAACCAGAAGAUCUCUCUGCAUAUGAUGGUUUGGAAUUCCGUCUAAAAGGUGAUGGCCGUAGAUAUAAACUCAUUGUUCGCACAAGCCGUGAUUGGGACACUGUUGGUUACACUGCAGGCUUUGACACUGUGAAAGGCGAAUGGCAAACGAUUCAAUUGCCAUUUUCUACCCUGAGGCCUGUAUUCCGAGCAAGGACUGUGUCUGAUGCCCCACCAUUUGAUCCAACCAAUGUUAUAUCACUACAGCUAAUGUUCAGCAAGUUUGAAUAUGAUGGUAAAUUAAAUGGAACUUUUGUAGAAGGUUCAUUUGAGCUCCCGGUAUCCAGCAUUCGUGCAUAUAUAAAAGAACCAAUAAAGCCAAGGUUUGUGCAUGUGAGCUCUGCAGGAGUUACCAGACCGGAAAGGCCUGGAAUUGAUCUAAGUAAACAGCCUCCUGCUGUUCGAUUAAACAAGGAAUUGGGUAACAUCCUCACAUUUAAACUAAAGGGAGAGGAUUUAAUUCGAGAAAGUGGCAUUCCCCAUGCAAUUGUUAGGCCUUGUGCAUUAACUGAGGAGCCUGCAGGAGCAGAUCUCAUCUUUGAUCAAGGAGAUAAUAUUACGGGAAAAAUAUCAAGGGAAGAGGUUGCUCUUAUCUGUGUAGCUGCACUUGAAAGCCCUUAUGCUCUAGACAAAACAUUUGAGGUGAAAAGUGUUGUUCCAUUUAGCGAGCCAUUUACCGUGGAUCCAGCCAACCCACCUCCAGAAAAGGACUAUGAAAAAUAUUUUAAAGAUUUGAAAGAAGGAAUCACUGGGAAGGAAGCCCUCCAACAAGAAAAUCCUCUUCCUGUUUAAUGUGCCUGCAAGCACUUGCAGCUUUGUAUAAUUUUUAAGUCAGCCUUUUUGUAGUUGCACCUAAUAGUCUUCUUAAUCAAAGAAAUAAAAUGUAGUUGAACAAAGCUGCUCUUCACAUCAAUUUUGGUACCUUUUGAGAAUGUAGGUGGUAGUGAAUUAUUUACUUCAGUACUAUUUUGUUCCUC